Morchella importuna is the source of this 1638-nucleotide messenger RNA. RefSeq lists its product as uncharacterized. Gene Ontology annotation, molecular function: DNA binding. The transcript has 3 exons. Lineage: Eukaryota; Fungi; Ascomycota; Pezizomycetes; Pezizales; Morchellaceae. Gene Ontology annotation, cellular component: nucleus. The record is from RefSeq and is a predicted model, not a curated record. The coding region runs from base 1 to 1638 and encodes 545 amino acids.
AUGUCACAAGAAGCCGCCCUUCAAGGUCUUUCCUCUUCUUCUGCCCCUGCCCGCCAGACCUGGUCCCAAAAAGAAAAGCUGGAAAUACAGACCUACUGUAAUCUACACCCGGGUAAAACAUGGAAACAGGUACAGCAAUGGUUUGCAGAUAACCAUACGGGAAAGGCACCAGAUCAGUCACAAAUUAGUCGUUGGAAGAAAAGAGAUCCACCCACCUCUGAUGAGAAGUUUAGGCCAGAACAGAAGCGUAUAAAAGAGGGCAAAUUCCCCGGACUUGAAGCUGCUUUAUUUGAAUGGCAUCAAAGGAUGCAGACUCGGACCAAUAUAACAGGCAUGAUCCUACAGCACAAGGCCCAUUUUUUUUGGGUCAAUCUGCCAAUGUAUAAGAACCUCCCAGAGUCUGAAGAGCCGAAAUGGUCAACAGGAUGGCUAUCACGGUUCAAGCAGCGCUACGGUAUUCGCCAGUUCAUUCAGCAUGGGGAGGCUGCAUCGGCUCCAGACGAUGAAGAGGUGGAGGAAUCUAUGCGGGCGAUACAGGACAUCCUUAUGUAUAAGGAGCAAUACGAGAUUUACAACAUGGAUAAGACGGCAUUAUUUUGGCGAAUGACACCUGAUUCAUCUCUUACAACCGAACAGCCCUCUGGUUUCAAAAAAGACAAAAAUAGGAUGACGGCUGCUUUAUGUUCAAAUGCGGAUGCCAGCGAUAAAUGUCCCCCAUGGUUCAUAGGAAAGUCUCAAAAUCCUCGUGCAUUCAGUAAUAUUAACAGAAAUACAUUGGGCUGUCAUCACCGUGCAAAUAAGACAGCCUGGAUGACGACUGUUAUAAUGAAAGAAUGGUUGCUGUGGUUCAACAACAGAAUGAGUGCAAGGAGGCGGAAUUCUAUUCUUCUACUUGACAACUUCUCGGCUCAUAAUUGUGCUGUAGAAGAGCUAGAGAAGGAGGGGCACUUAACUCAUGUUAAAGUGCUAUUCUUUUUACCCGGAAUCACCUCUAAACAUCAACCUACGGAUCAAGGUAUUAUACGAGCUUGGAAGGUCUACUACCGGCGUCAUAUGCUUCUUUACCUCACCGAGUGUCUAGACAAAGAUGCUGCUUUAACUGAACCCCAUAAAUAUAUCAAUUUGCUACAUGCAAUUUCUUGGUCCACAGAGGCAUGGAGGGAAGGAGUCAAGGAAACCACAAUUCAGAAUUGCUUCCUAAAGGCGAAGGUUAAGGUAUAUGGACCAGGAAUACCUGAUAACCUACACCUUCGCUACCCAGACAGAGAGGUGAGGAUGGAGAUGAAUAGGUUAGAGGAUGAGUUAGAGGCAGUUUCAGGCGCAUUAAACAUUCAUAAUCCAUUAUUGAUUGAGCAAUUACUGGAUCAUGCAGACGAGAUAGAUAGCAUUAUACAACAAUAUCACCAGGCUGAAGAGCAGGUUGAGGAGGAACUGGAAGAUAUACCUGUUGAAGUUAUAUCUCAUAAAGAGGCAAUUGCGGCACUAGAGCGUCUUCAUCUAUAUGAGAUGCAGCAAGAGGAUGAGGUGGCGGGGGCAGAGUGGGUUAGAAGGGAGAAGAAGUCAGUUAUCCAAAGGGAAUUGCUAGAGAAUGGAAGGAAAAAAGAGAGAAACAUUGUAGGAUAUUUUAGAAAAAUUUAA